Molecule: messenger RNA, 1251 nt
Organism: Salvia miltiorrhiza (redroot sage)
Lineage: Eukaryota; Viridiplantae; Streptophyta; Magnoliopsida; Lamiales; Lamiaceae
Exons: 3
Coding region: 231-1109 (292 amino acids)
Biological process (GO): phospholipid homeostasis; regulation of membrane lipid distribution; plasma membrane organization
Cellular component (GO): plasma membrane
Source: RefSeq, a predicted model, not a curated record
GAAAAAGUAGGAAGAGCCGAAGAGGGGGAAAAAGAAGAAUUAGCAGUAGAAGAGAAAAACGUUACUUAGUCAAUGUGGUAAUGGCAAAAGCAAAAACGCUACUUGCGUCUUUUUCUUUUGGUCCAUAGCCGCAUUUAGCGCCUCGCUUUUUGCCUUUUUGUCUGAUUCUGUGAGAGCUGUGUGUGUACCAUUCUGCUCCUCCACCGCCGGCAAAAAUUACCGAACGAAAUAUGCCGAGGGAUGGCGGCGGCAGCGGUCGCGGCCGCGGAGGUGCGAGCAGAGUUCAGAAGGAGAGCGAAGCUGGAGCGUUUUUCAUGGCUACUCUAGUGAUGUGGAGCGUCUCAGUUUUCUUCGAAAUCCUCUUCAACAAGCGCUCCGAGCUACUUCCGAUCAUCAUCGGCUUCGCCUUCUUCCAGUUGGCGAACGCCGUCAUUCGGAAGUUCGUCUCACGCGACCCGAUCUUCGUCAACACGUGCGUUUCCCUCAUCCAUUCCUUCAUCACCUCUGCCUCUGUGGUACUAAUCUUGCUGAAUCAGUCAAUGGAGAUUGGUGUGGAUAAGAUGUUUGAACACUCACAACUGGUUGAGGUUACUUGGCAGUGGGCGUACCAAGCUCUGUGCUUCUCGUGCGGUUACUUUGCAUAUGAUCAGUUGGAUAUGUUGCUCUAUCGGUUGUACAGUGGUUGGAUCCCCUCAAUCCUUGUGCAUCACUUAGUGCUCCUAGUUUGCUUCACGCUGGCAUUGUAUCGGAAGAUCACCAUCAACUAUCUUAUCCUCACUCUUGUCUGCGAGCUACAUUCAAUCUUUUUGCAUGUACGGAAAAUUCGCCGUAUGGCUGGCAUCCGUGAUGCUGGGAGCAAGAUUGUGAAAGCAGAAUGGGUUCUUAACUGGUUGACAUUUGUGUUUGCAAGAUGCAUGUCUCACAUUCUUAUCACAGUCAAGCUGGUCAUAGAUGCUUCAAAGUUCGACAAGGGUGUGGAGCUCCCGCUCGCUCUCUCCGGAAUGGCGGGAAUGAAUAUGCUAAAUGUUUUCCUUGGUAUUGAUCUCUUCAAUGCUUACAGAAAAGAGAGCAGGUUUCAGAAGGAUCACAAUAAUAAUCAUCAGGAAUAAUAUAUUUGUUAAUUCUUUCAGUAUCUUGUUUAAAUGCAGUGUCGAAGAGUGUGUUGCUGCUGUGAUAUGACUGUAUCAUCUUGUAAAUCACAUCAUCAUACGAAGAAAUGAAAAAGCUGAAGAAUUAUGUGUUUGGUGUAAA